CUCGCCAAGAGUUCACAUCUGGGAAAGCAGGAAAACCCCUGGAAAAAAUCAGGACAUUUUUACAGUCCCAUUUUUACGUAAAAUUUUGAGAGACCCAAAAUGGCCAUUCCAUUUUUCGAGGAAGAGCACGUCUCAAAGUCCGAACCGAGUGGCGAUCAAGUGGAUAGUCCUAUGGCUUUCUCCAUAGAUCCUGGACAUGAUCAAGUGGACUUCGAAGGACCUCCGUCCGCAGCGGAGGACGUUCCCCAACCAGGAGCAACAAGUGAGCCAGCUUCGCCUCCGAGCGCCGAGGAGCAACUGUUGGCCUGGAAAAUCCUGGCCAUCACAAUGUGCAAGGUCCUGAAGCAAUUUUACCUACAACACAAGGCAACAGGAAAAUCCAGCAAACUAAAGGCCACCGUUCAAAUUCAACCGCAGGCGCAGUAAAGAUUUUGGAAAAAACAAAUUAAACACCAACACCAAGCUCCUAAAAGCGCAACUUGUGAUUACUUUACGUUGGUGAGAACUAGCGCAGCCCGAAAACUUUUCGAGAGAGAAAGAGCGAGACAGUGACAGAGAAAUGUGAAUCAAUUUCCCAAGGAAAACCCCAGAAAAAAAGAAUAAUUUUUUAUACAAGUAUUUUCUUUGCUGGAAAUUAUUCCUGCCCAUAGUUUCUUAAUUGCCGUCGGGUUACAAACAAAAUCUAAAACUUUGGAUAAGCGCAAAUGUGAUAAAUAAUUUUGCUAAAAAUAUUUCCAGUCCAGAUAUUUGUUUAGUAAACUUAUUUAAAUUAGUUUUACUGAUUUAACUCAAUAAGUUAGGUUCUCUAUGGAGGUCGGCCCAGUGCAAAGUAAGAUGGAAUGAAGAAUCCGAAAAAAUAUUGGAGACAAAAUUUUAUAAGCAGCAGCUAGUUUUCAAAUCGAAACCAACUUAGUUGAUAAGCCAAACUAUUCUAUAUUCUAUAUCUAUAAAUAGUUACAACUUUUUUACAAACAACUCUCUUGGUGUCUAUUUAUGGGGAAAUUUUAAAGUUUCAACUUCCUAGGUAGAAUGCUUCUUAAACUUAGCAAAUAGUUAUGAAAAUAUAUUUUUUAAACAAAAAUCAUAUAUAUUUUUAUAUUUACUUUGCCGUCGAUGUUUAAGCUGUGUGUGUGUCAAUUUAGUUUUUAGAUCUAUACUUAUAAGCAAUAUGUGGCUAGGACUCUAUGCGGAAUAAACCGGAGAAGAGGCGCAUUUUCGCGUCACGAGCAUAAACAUAGUACAAGUUCAAAAGUAGAAAUAUUUACAUAAAUAACCCAAACUACACAUUCCUUUAAGUAAUUUAAAUGUAAGUUAAGUAAA
This is a messenger RNA of Drosophila takahashii, 1320 nucleotides long. RefSeq names its product sickle (gene skl). The record is from RefSeq and is a predicted model, not a curated record. NCBI's taxonomy places the organism in Eukaryota, Metazoa, Arthropoda, Insecta, Diptera, Drosophilidae.